AUGUCGACCUACUUCACUCCAGAAAUGGCAGACGUCUCUAACCAAUUAUGGGCCGUAACAUCCGCUGUAGGGGCUGGCCUCUGCUUCUUUGUGCUCGUGGUCAUCGGUGCCCUGUAUACCCAUCCAGCUUCAAGGGCGCAUCUGGAUCGCGUUAGCUUUCGACUCAUGCUCUACUCCCUGAUAGCCAACAUGGUGUUUGGGGUUGUGAGCGCUAUCGGCGGGACCUUGACAGGACCCAGCACUGGAUGUGGGCUCUCUAUCUUCCUCUUGCAGCUUACACUCGAAAUGUCCAGCUUCCUACUAUUCUGCAUCGCGCUCAACCUACAGCUCGUUGUCGCACACGGAGUGCGCGGGAAGCAUCUUGAAAAAUACUACGUUGCAUGCUCGAUCGUCAUGGCUCUCGCAAUCACGAUACCACCGUAUGCUGCAGGACAGUACGGCUGGGAUCCGUUGGUCAAAGAUUGUUGGUACACCAACGACAAUCAGCAGCAGCGCCUUGCAUGGCAGAUCGGCACACAGCUUAUCUGGACGGGACUGACGGUCGCGGGAGAGGUAGUGACUGCGUGCGCUGUGACUACCUAUAUGCUUAGAGUGCAUUAUCGCCAAAAGAACAUCAUAUCAGCAGUAACUGCGUCAAGUUCAAGCAUGGCCUCCUUGAAACCAAUGUCCAUCCACGCUCAUACCUAUGCAAACGUGAUUAUCCGCAUCGCACUGUACCCAUUUGCCUCGUGCGUCAUAAACCUGACGAGUAUUGUAUGUGUCAUACACGCAACAUCAACAAACGGCAUUCAAAACGCCAAUGACUAUCGCAUCUUACUCCUCAGCGACUUCCUGUAUGGCGGUCGUGCGGUAGUCUACGCGCUUCUUGCGGGUACAGAUCCAGCACUGAUUCGCGCAAUCCGUGUCUUUGUCGCACAUCAUAUGAAUUGGCAGUGGGGAAGCACAUCCACCAUGAUAUCGCAUAUAGCUGGAGGUGCACGUACGGGCUCCUCCCGAUCGCGUCGAGAGGAUCUUACGGUACAGGUUGAGCUCUCGACAAUCGUCGCCAGCGACUACGCGGAUAGCGGAUCCAGGGCCAGCGCCGGAACUGACAGUAAGGUCAGAGACAUGAAGGUUGUACGAGACGGGAUCUCCGUGGACCAUCUAUCCGAGAGCGUUGGAGAAGACGCCCAGCUUCCAUCGCCCGUCAUGGACAAGAUGGAGCGAGGGGCGUUCAGUGACUUGGAAGGUAGAGCGAAUGCAGACGGAUCAUCCCUUGGCCCGCCGAGACCCAUUGCGUUUGAGAUAACCGCGCCAAUCACCCCAUUAACGCAAAGAAUGCAGCAUCGGCGAGAAGAAAUGGCGCGGGAGCAAGCUGAGGAGGAUGAAUUCAUGAGGAUCAUCUGA
Messenger RNA from Peniophora sp. CBMAI 1063, 1386 nucleotides. The record is from the annotation of a GenBank genome assembly. NCBI's taxonomy places the organism in Eukaryota, Fungi, Basidiomycota, Agaricomycetes, Russulales, Peniophoraceae.